Molecule: messenger RNA, 7668 nt
Organism: Pichia kudriavzevii
Lineage: Eukaryota; Fungi; Ascomycota; Pichiomycetes; Pichiales; Pichiaceae
Exons: 1
Coding region: 1-7668 (2555 amino acids)
Cellular component (GO): small-subunit processome; 90S preribosome; nucleolus
Source: RefSeq, a predicted model, not a curated record
AUGGCUAAAAAAGUAGGCAAGACUGCCUCUUCCAGAAAGUGGUCUUAUAAGUCGUUUAGAGACCAUGUCGACUCUAUAAAAAUUGACCCUUUGAAAGAUAUCAAAAGAAAGGCAUUUCAUGAUGCUGAAAUCUCACAUUUUCUAUCGACAUUAGAACAUUGGAGAGAGGUGAACUUAUCCAAGAAUUUCCAAGAGUUAGUCGAAGUUGUAGAGCCUAUCACCAUGAGCUUACCACAAUUAUUGUACCAUAAAGAUACCAUUUUUCAUGCGCUAGACAAAACUCUGAUGUACAAUGAUCCCCUAUCGCUACAGCCAACUUUAGAACUACUCUCUCAAUUUUGUCAUGAUUUAGGACCCGACUUUAUGGAAUAUUAUCCUCGUGCACUUGAGAUUAUCAGAGAAAUUUCGUUAAAUCAACAGGAUCCACAGUCACUAGAAAUGAUCUUCAAUACUCUUGCAUACAUUUUCAAAUAUCUCUCUAAGAUCCUCUCGUCCGACCUGAGACCAACCUUCAAAUCCCUAUUGCCUCUCUUAACAGUCAAAAAUAAAGACUAUGUUACUAGAUUUGCAUCUGAAGCUCUUUCAUUCUUGAUUAGAAAGUCUAAUGUUUCCACGUUGCAAGCGCUUGUGUCGGAUGUCUUCAGCUCCCCAGAGUUGCUUCAUGAUUACUCCCCUUCUUACCAUUUGGCAUUGACCAUUAUGUUUGCAGAAUCUUUGAAGAGUGCUUCUGGUGUCUUACAUUCGAAAUCUGGGAUAAUCUUACCAAUCUUGGCAAAAUGUGCUAUUGAGAAUCCGAAAUCUGCCGCCGUGUUGUCUGAUAUUAUUAUGGAUAUACUGGACUAUACCGAAUCCAAAGAAAACUCAUCGCAGUUAUACGAUAUCUUGAUCAUAGCUCUGAAGGAUAUAUUGGACAAGCACGACAAGUUAAACUUCAAGAUUCUAACAUGUAUUGCCCAAAUAUUGCUUACAUUAUCUUUUGCGGAAUCGGGUAAACGAGUUGCUGAGUGGGGUGAUAUACUCAAAUUUGUGGAAAUAUUGUAUGAUGCAUCUCUAUCAAUGAGACAGCAGGAUGUUGAGAUGGGCGCAGACAGAGAGAAUGAAUUUGUCGAGUAUCAGCUGGAUUUUCAAAACUCAAUGGCUUCCUGGUGUUCAGUAAUUAUAAGAAAUGCAGACAUGUUGUCAUUAAGUAAAUAUCAUGUGAUUAUUCUCAAAGUUAUGACUAAACUAAAUGACGGUGCUGCAUUUCUAUCAUUCAUUGACACUUCAACUGAAAUGAACAAAGCGAGGACCCUGCAAUUGGCCAAAAAUAGCGUCACUUCUUUUAUAACCCAACAUUGGAAGGAUAGUUUCAAAGAAAUUGCCUAUUUUAUAGCAAAAAUGGAUGAUAAAAACUUAAUUGACCCAUCAUCAGGUUUCAAUAUUAUUAUCUCAAAUGACUUCAAAGCUUUCAUUUUGAAAUCUUUUAAGGAAAUCGAUGGCAUCAAGAAUAAAGAUUCUUUAAUAAAUAGCUAUUGGAGACUACUGAUUCUUCAAAAUUGCUCUAUCCAAUUUGAUGCUUCUCUUUUAAUUCAUUUCCUUAGCUUGCUAAACAAUUGUACUGUGGUCACUGACUUCUUUAUUUUAGAUGUUUUCGGCGCUACUAUUGGUGCAUUACAUAAACAAAAACUUACAGAUGAACAAGUUUACCAAGUACUUGAAAUAUGUUUCUCUAAAAUUGAUAUCCUUAUAGACAGUACACUAUUCAUUACAAACCUUGAAAAACUGAUCAAUUCAAUAGCUACCAUAUCCAACCCAAAUUCCUUAAAAUUUAUUGAUUCUGCUAAAGUCUCAAUCAUUUCCUCAUUAUCGACUGUUUUGAAAUCUUCAUCCCACGAAGCCAGAGAAAAAGCUUUGGAUCUGAUAAUAUGCAUUUUUAAUAAGUCUGGGAAGGAAAUUCCAGACGCAGUUUUGAUAUGCCGUACCAUUGAACAGAUUCCACUAACUCUGCAACAUGCUAGAGAUGUGCCAUUACGAUUCAGAAAUCUAGCACAAGAUUAUUCUAAUCAAUCUCCUUUGAUCAACCAGAUAGUCACAAACUUUCUUUUUGGUCAAUUGUCUAACAAAUUCUCCCCAUCCUGGCAAGGUGUUCAAGAGUUCGUCCAAAAGACUGUCAAUCAGAUCUCUGAUUUGGUAUGGAAACUAUCAUAUGAAUUUAUUUCGAUGAAUUAUAAGAAUAUGCAUGAAAACAUAUAUUUAGAUUAUGAGUUUGACAACUUCAAUGAAAAAUCCGAUAUUACCACCUGGCUACCCCAAGAUUCAAGGCUCCAUACUAUGAUGACCAAUUUUGAGGAAAAUAUUUUCCACAAGUAUGAAGAUGCUAAUCAUUCGAUCAUUGAAUUAUCUGAAUCUAAAAGAAAGCAUGGCUUGCCCACUGAUUUUGUUAGGUACCAAGUUAUAAAAUUAUUAAAUAAAAUCCCAUCUGUUGCAGAGGAGAACUUUAAAGACUUGGUUCCAUUUCUAGUUAACGAUGAUGCGGAUGAUGUUGGCAGUGCAGAGACGGGAUCAUUGCUUGAUGGUUGGACCAUGGCUGAUAGGAACGGUUUGGUUGGAUUAUUGGCCCGUUUCAACAACUUGCAAAAGGUUUACUCAUUUGAGAAAAUUGUUGAUUUACUGCUAACUUUGUUAAUGGACAGACAAACUGAAGUUCAGAAACUAGCAUUAGAUUGUCUGCUUAAUACCAAGAAUUCGGUAUACAACAAAUACUCUAAACAUUUGAAAAACUUAUUGGAUGAUACCCUUUUUAGAGAUGAAAUAGUUUUAUUUUUACAGGGUAAAGAAAAAUCCACAAUUGAAUCUAAUGACAUUCCUGAGCUAAUGCCCCUUGUUUUGAGGAUUCUUUUUGGUCGUGCACAAACCCUAAAGACGAAUAGUACCAAAGCUGGUAGAAAGAUCGCUGCAAUUAAAUCCUUGAAUAACUUAAAAGAUGAAUAUAUCACCGAUUUCCUGCGUCUUACCUUCUGGAAGUUUAAGAUCGGUUCAUUUGAAAAAACAGGCACUGUAGGAAAGGAUGGAAUCAACAGAAAAUUAUUAACACACAUCAACGGUUUUAUCAAUAUGAAUCUUGAAGUGUGUGAAACUCUCGGUAAAAAUCACAGUGAGUGCCUAUCAGUCAUUGUCAAGCCCCUGCUUUAUUCUUUGUCUAUUGUUGAAUAUGCAAUUGAAAAUGCACAAGGCUUUGAAGAUCCUUUGAUUGAAAAGUCAGCAAGAAAUGGUAGGAAAAGUGGAUUCAAACUCUUGUAUCACCUAUUCCAAUAUCUGGGAGAUGAUUACAAAUGGACUUCCUAUGGUGAUAUUAUUUACGAAAACUUACUUAAGUCAAAGAUGAAUAAAUUUGGUGUUGAGAACUUAUCCAGCCCUUCCUUCUUAAUGAAGAUCAUGACCCAAUUAUGGUGUGAGCCAACUAAGUUAUUUUUCCUAUAUAAGGAUGAUUACUUGCCAGUGAAAGCUUUAAUGUCUAUUUUGCCUAACCCUAAUGCAAAGGAUCCUGUCCUGGUUUUGAUAUUGCAGUUUAUCUUAGCUUUAAUCAAUAUCCCACACAAAGAUGAUCAACUGAUUGAGCUUCUGACAAUUGUUAUAUCAGAAUGUUUGGAUAGUUUGGUCAAGAUUUUCGAAAAUAGCUCCAGCAGUGAAGUUAAUUCUUUUGCGACCCAAGUUUUGUUGUCGUUUGUUUCUAAUGAGUACGUCACUGAUAAUGAAAAUAGAAAGGUUUUACUUGAUUCCUUGACUAUGGCUCUAGGAAAACCUACUUCUCAGAUUGAAAUGCCUGUGAAGGUUGAUAUUGUAAGAAUGAUAGCUUUGCUUGUUGAAGAUUAUGAAUGUUCUUACAAUGAUAUUUUACCUAUAUAUACAAACAUUUCAAAACUGUACAGUACAUGUCAACAAUCUGAAAUGAGGAAUGUUAUUUCUACAGUCUUCUAUGGAGUUUCUAAUAGAUUCACUGAAUUGGAAAAAGUUUGUCAGCUUGUCAUUGAACUCAAUGCGUAUGAUUCUAAGAGAUUCAGAGAGCCUGAUUAUGACAGAAGAUUGCAAGCAUUCAGCAAAUUAAAUGAAAAGGAUUAUUCUGUAUUGAAUACCACAGAUUGGAUUCCUAUCCUUUACACUUGUAUGUUCUUUUUGAAUGAUGAAAAUGAUCAAUCCUUACGGUCAUCUGCUGGUUAUACCUUUACUCGUUACAUUGAUUCAAUUACUUUGAAAAGUGAAUCGGAAGCUGCUGAAUACAUCAAACAAAUGAAAGAGUUGAUCAUCCCAACAAUUAAAACUGGGUUAAAGAAAAAACACGAAUUAGUGAGAUUUGAAAAUGUUCGUAUACUAAGUCAUAUUGUUAAAAAUGUCAAAUAUUACACUGAAUUUGAAGAUAUGAAGUCAGUUCUGCUUAACUAUGAUGAAGAAGACGAAGAAGCUGACUUUUUCGACGAUAUCAUUCAUUUACAAGUGUUUAGAAGACAGAAAGGCUUAAGACUAAUCAACAAAUUGGCCUCUAAACUAAGCCCAAAUAGUAUAUCCCACUAUAUUUUACCAAUUAUUGAACAUUAUGCUUUUUGGACAGAAGAAAAGUACAGAAAUUUGGCAAACGAAACGGUUGCAUCCAUAAAACAUUUGGCACAAUAUGUUAGUUGGAACCAGUUUAAGGCUAUUUUAGCCAGAUAUGUGAGCAUAAUGAAUACUGCACAAGCUAAACAACAACAUGAAAAAUUAAGAGAUUCUAUAUUACUGAUCGUGUCCAUGUCCGGUGCAAUGAGACAAUGGAAUAUUGAACCAAGCACUAAACCAGCUGAUUAUCCAAAAAUUGAAACAAUCGACAGUUUUAUUACUUUAGAAAUUAUUCCAAAGUUGCAAAAGAUUUUAUCUGUUAGAAACGAAGAUACUGUUGUUAUAAGAGUUCCUAUUUCGGAAGCUAUGAUAUCGUUUAUUGUCUGUUGUUCCCAGAGUAAGAUUAAUUCAGAACUAGCUGGUUUGCUGACUAAUAUUUGCCAAAUCUUAAGAGCCAGAUCUGAAAACUUAAGAGAUUCCGUUAGAAAGCACCUUGGUAGAAUUGCCGUAUUCUUAGGACCACAUUAUUUGAAGUUCAUUAUUAAGGAGUUGAAGAGUGCUUUAACUAGGGGUCCACAAAUCCAUAUUUUAAGUUUCACUAUUCAUCACAUCCUUACUAUCAUGAGCCCAUACCUAGUACAUGGCUCCUUAGGUGAUUCGGUCGAAAUGAUUAUGGCUUCCAUAAUGAAUGAUAUUUUUGGAGAAGCUUCAGAAGAAAAAGAAGCAUCAGGUUAUAGUAAUAAAGCAAAGGAGAUCAAACAUAACAAAAGUUUUGACACGGGAGAACUUAUUUCUGCCAAUAUAUUUUUGAAAGACUUUAAUUAUUUAUUGACUCCCGUCAAGUACCUCCUUAAUGAAAGGCUAUCGUUAAAAUCGCAAACAAAGUUAGAGCAAUUGAUGAAAAGAUUCUCACAUGGUCUAAAUAGAAAUGAAGAAGGUUCCUCGACUGAUAUUUUGGUAUUAUGCAAUGAAAUCUACAUUCAAGCAAAUGAUAUCAUAGAAUCCAGAAAACACAAAAAAGAGACUGAUGUCGAUGAAAAAACUUCUAGAUUUUUGGUUCAACUUGAUGCCAGACCGCAAAAAACACAGAUGGAAUACUCCUUAUACAUUACUACCUUGAAGCAAUUUGCAUUUGACUUGUUGAGAACUGCAAUUUCCAAGCAUGAGAGCCUUUUCAAAGCUGCUUAUCUGGCGCCAUUUGUUCCUCAACUCCAAGAAAGUCUUUCUUCUGAAAGUGAAGGGGUUGUGAUUUCGUCAUUGAAAGUUAUGACGAUGCUUGUAAGAUUGGAAUUCUCUCCAGAUGUUGAUUCCAAAUUCACUGAUGCUGCUAACGACGUUUUGAAAAUCCUGCAAGAUAUGCCUAGCACGAAUAAUGACAUAUGCCAAUUUUGCUUGAAGUUCUUGUCUAAUGUUAUUCGUUUCAAAAAUGAUUUGGAACUAAGAGACACAGCAAUCAGUUAUAUUCUCAAAAAAGUUGAACCUGAUUUGGAUUCUCCUGAGAGACAAGCAACAGCGUUUGGUUUCUUAAAAAGCAUUCUUUUCAAACGUAUAAUGAUUCCAGAAGUUUAUGACUGUAUGGAUGUUGUCUCUAAAUUGAUGGUCACUAGUACCACAUCUGAAAUUAGGCAAGUUGCAAGAAGUGUGUUUUACACCUUUUUAAUGGAGUACGAUCAAAGUAGAGGUCGGUUGGAAAAACAGUUCAAGCUAAUCAUCAACAACUUGAAAUAUCCAGCAUAUGCAGGUAGAUUGUCUGUCAUGGAACUAAUUUUAACUAUCGUUAAAAAGGCUUCAAAAGAACUAUUGGGUAGACUAGCAACCUCCUUUUUUAUUUCCCUGGCAAAUGUUUCAAUUACAGAUGACAAUCCAAGUUGUAGGGAGAGUGCAACAGAAAUUCUAGGCGUUCUUUUUAAAAGGUUACACGAGAGUGAUAUGGAUAUGGAGUUUGUUAAAAAGUAUACGAGUUCAUGGCUGAACCAAAAUAAAAAGCCACUGCUGGUUAGGUGUGGAUUAAACGUGUACAAAGUAAUUCUCAGUACACUGGAUUUUCCUUUCAAUGAAGCCUUGGACAAUCAAGUAGCAGAAAGAAUUAUAAAGACGUUAAAUGCCGCCAAAAGGUCCGAUGAUGAAUCUGAAAGUGAUGACGAAGCAGCUGAUUCUGCUGUUGAAGUUGAGUGGCAGAUGGUGUAUUCAUGCUUAACGGUAUUCGAAACCCUAAGUGGUAAAACUAACACCUUUGGGAAUAAAUAUGAAAAACUAUGGAGCGAUAUUAUCAAUGCUAUGUUAUAUCCACACUCUUGGGUAAGAUUAUCGUCUUCUCGAUUAAUUUUCAAGUUGUUAAAGCAGGUGGUUGAUAAGAAUAACGAGUCAUUCGAAUUCGAAGUUUCGGAUUCUACAAUCCAGACUAUCGCAUAUAGAACUUUCCGUCAAUUGGGGGCACCCGAUAUUUCGGAAAAUCUAGCACUGCAAGCUACUGCUAACUUAGUAUAUAUCUCGAAGAAAUGGGAUAGAGAAGAAACGAAGUUUAUUAACAUCAAAAAAGAGCAAAAGCAAGAAGGUCGAGAUGAAGAUGAAGAUGAGAAUGAAUCCCCAGAUAAACAACGGAAAUUUAAGAGUGCAUUUGAUUGGGCACUAAAUCGUUCUGCAGCUAUAUUGAAAAAUGACUCGAGAGAUUAUAAUGAUAUGUUGGUUACUAAAAGAGCCAUCAUUUCUUAUUGUGAGUUUUUGACUACAUUUUUGAGUGAGGAGAAACUAAAGGAGGCGUUAUCUGAAACUUUGCUGAUCCCGUUACUUCACAUUUCUGAAGCUGAUCUGGUCGACGGUGAAGAUGAUGAAAAGGCUCUGCCUAAUCUAGCAACAGCUUGCCUAGAGAAACUAUCAAAAAAAAUUGGUAUUUCAGACUAUAAUAUUCUUCUCUCAGCAGCAAUGAAAACAAUUCAACAUAGAAGAUAUGAAAGAAAGACUCGAAGGGCACAACUAGCUUUAAAUAAUCCCGAAGUUUAUGCUAAAAGAAAACUAAAAAAGCAUGCACAUGAAAGAGAAAAACGUAGAAACAACAAGGAUGAAAAUGGAUACUACAAAGCUAAAAGAAGAAGAAUGUAA